Molecule: messenger RNA, 2922 nt
Organism: Microcebus murinus (gray mouse lemur)
Lineage: Eukaryota; Metazoa; Chordata; Mammalia; Primates; Cheirogaleidae
Product: ERV-BabFcenv provirus ancestral Env polyprotein
Source: RefSeq, a predicted model, not a curated record
CUCCCUAGGAAAAAAAAAAGAGAAGCCCACAAGACCCACAAAGAUAACUGUGAGGCCUAGCUGAGUUAAAGAAUAACCACACCGGGGUGCCCACCUGGAUAAGAAAGUUUCAGUUCCUGGAUUCCGCAAAUACCACCGGCCCCUCUUAUUUCUCAAUAACUGCCAAAGGUCAUAGUGGAAAAUCCCCAGCUCUUCCUCCCCAAAGUCUCUGGCCCACCUUAAACAAUAUAAAAGCCCUCACCCCUUUCAAAUGGGCAACUUCUCUGGCCCCAUUUCUUUGGGACCUGUGAACCUCUCCCAGGAGCACUCAACAAAGCCAUGUUGCUUCCCAUUUUUCUCUGUUUCUCACCUUCUUUCUCUCGCCACCAACUUUACAUUUGGUGCUGAAACCCGGGAGGGGAGUCUUGGCAGCGCCGGCCUGCCUCAGGGCCUUGGUCGCGCCGUCCCCUCUCGUGUCUUCCUGACCUCGGACCGGGACCUCCACCGGAUGCCAGUUGGCUAAUUGACCUGGACGGCUCUCCCGGGCUCACGCAGACAGAUAUCUGCCUCAGGCGCCUGAGACCGGCUCCGAUACCCCUCACGCAAGUGUCCAGCCUGGUGACUCGGUGCUCCUUAAAACUCCUCACCCAAAGCCCCUUGAGCCUCGGUGGACAGACAGGGCCCCAUACAGUCGUGCUAACAACAACCUCGGCUGUAAACUUCUAAAUGACCCUGCAGGUUCCUGGCAUCACAUCUCGCGCAUCAAGAGGUCCCCACCUCAAGAUGCUUUCCCGUCCUACUCCUGCCACCAGGUGGGUCCUAUUAAACUCCGUCUUACAUGGGCUUCUUUAUCUCCUGACCCUUCCAACAGCUGCUCCCGAUUCAAUUUAUGUCUGGAGAUUUAAGGUCCGCGAGUCCCUGCCCUCGGGAGACACCCGUCUGGCCGGCUCUGCCGACUGCUCUCCAAAGGGCUGUCAAGCGUCACUUACCAUUCCCCUAUCUCUGACAUCAGUCACUGGCGCCCAAACGGCAGCUCUAUGCUUUUUAUAUGACCAAACUUUUGACUAUUGUCGGCAGCAGCCUGAGAUAUAUGGAGGAUGCCGUAAAAGGCUAUGCAAAUUCCAUGAGGUUCAAAAAGGAAAGGGAUGGCGGGGUGACAAUGAAAAGACGUUUGGUUGGAGGCCUAACGCUUUCUAUUUAGAUAAAGGCAAAUUUCAAUUAGAUAUCCCUGACCCUUGGGACCAGCGCUGGGAAGUUGGGGUCACAGGCAAAUUAUACUGGACUAAGUUAAGCUCUUACCCUUCAGCAACUAUUCAUAUCAGUCGUGAGUAUGUCCUGGCCCACGAGAGGCAGAUUCAAAUAUCUACCAAUAUUCUUCAGGCAGAACAAACUCUAGCUGGACGGCUUCCUCCCCGCCCUCAACCCUCUCCUCUUUCCUCCUGGCUAGAUAUUAUUCAACAUACCCUCGCCUUCCUAAAGUCCUCCGAAAUGAUCCCUAAUAUUUCCCACUGUUUCCUUUGCGCCUCCCUCCAACAACCCCUGCUGGCUGCUGUCCCUCUAAACUAUUCUAACCCUCCAACAACUCCCUCAUCGCCUCCCUCAUGCUCCACUCCGCUCACCCGCAUUCCCCUCUGGGAGCCUGAGCCUACAGGCCAACCCUAUGCAGAUCGCGUGUGCUUUCUCACCUCCCGCACGGACCCCAACCUACAACUCCAUGGACGCUGCCUUACCAACCAUACCGUGACCACAACCACGUCCUCUGCUCCGGGACAGUUCUUCUGGUGCAACGGGACGCUCACCCGCUGCGUCAAUACAUCCACCCCGGGUCCCUGUUUCCCUGUCAUGGUGGUCCCUCAAUUAACUCUAUAUGGUGAGUCUGAAUUCGGAUGGCUUCUCCCAGGGCCCCGGCCGAGGCGAGCCAUCUUUUUGCCAGUCAUGGUAGGUCUCACCUUGGCCUCCUCCCUCGCUUCAGGGUUCGAGGGAGGCACCCUGGGCUACGGUGUCAUUUCUGCCCAAGAUUUUGCAGAUCACCUACAAAUUGCGUUAGAAACCACAUCUGCCUCGCUGGCCUCACUACAAAGACAACUAACGUCACUGGCUCAGGUUACUCUCCAAAAUCGAAGAGCGUUAGAUCUGCUGACGGCCGAAAAAGAAGGGACCUGCCUCUUCCUUCGUGAAGAAUGCUGCUACUAUGUCAACGAAUCUGGCCUUGUAGAACAGAACAUAGACAAACUCACCAACCUGAGUGAAGACCUACACAACCGCCACCGCCAGGAUAUAUCCCCCUUGAGCUGGAUACAGUCCCCUUUGGCUACCUGGCUAUUGCCACUAAUAGGACCCAUUGUCAUCAUCUGCCUAAUCUUUCUCUUUGUUCCCUGUCUUUUACAGUUCCUCCAGCGCCGCCUACGAGAGCUGUCUCGAAUGGCAGUAAACCAAACACUUUAUUCGUACUUCCCUCUACCAGUCAUCCCUGCACCAGCCGCUGUGUAACCCCUAACUACGCCCCCUCUCAGCAGGAAGUAGUCAGAAAGAGCGGCGACCAUCAUAACCAAAAGGCCAGAAUGUAAGGCUGGUGGCAGGCACCCCUUCCCCUCCCUAGGAAAAAAAAGAGAGAGAGAGAAGCCUACAAGACCCACAAAGAUAACUGUUAGGCCCAACUGAGUUAAAGAAUAACCACACCUGGAUGCCAACCUGGAUUCUGCAAAUACCACCAGCCCCUCCUAUUUCUCAAUAACUGCCAAAGGUCACAGUGGAAAAUCCCCAGCUCUUCUUCCCAAAAGACCCCAGCCCACCUCAAACAAUAUAUAAGCCCUCACCCCUUUCAAACGGGCAACUUCUCUGGCCCCAUUCCUUUGGGACUCAUGAACCUCGCUCGGGAGUGCUCAAUAAAGUCAUGUUGCUUCCCAUAUUUCUCUGUCUCUCACCUUCUUUCUGCCACCACCA